AUGACACCUUUGGACACUUUUCCCACGGAUGACACUUUCGGACAUGUUGACAUCGCCUCUGCUGGAAGGCAGCCCGACGUGCACGACAUGCACAGCCUGCCCGGGGACGCGCGUGACGCCAACGGCGGCCUGGACGCCGCCCCCUUCAGCGCCAACGGCGGCACGGCUGAGGCCGCCGGGCUCGGGCAGCUCGGGCAUCCCGGCACCCGGCAGCACGUCCACUUUCCUGACACGUCCAACGCCAGAGUGGUCCUGGACGAGAACUUUAGCCAGGUGGACUCGCCCGGCACCGGAGUCGAAGAUGGCAGCGCGGGACUGGAGUGGCCCAUCCCGCAGGACGAGAAGGCCCUGCUCAGCUACCAACCACUGAGACAAAAACUACACUUGUUUGAUGCUAGUGAGGGUGCACCCUUUGCACCCAUGCAAUUAUGGCAUGAAUGGCAUCAGGAGAAGAAUUCACCCAAACUCUGAU
Molecule: messenger RNA, 472 nt
Organism: Thrips palmi
Lineage: Eukaryota; Metazoa; Arthropoda; Insecta; Thysanoptera; Thripidae
Exons: 3
Coding region: 1-471 (156 amino acids)
Source: RefSeq, a predicted model, not a curated record